AUGGACGAGUCGGCCACUCCAAACUCCGAAGGUGGAGGGACAACGCCCAAACGGGUACUUGCUUGCCAGUUGUGUCAGCAGCGCAAAGUCAAAUGCGACCGCAAAUUCCCGUGCUCGAACUGUGUGCGCAGCAACGCCCGCUGUGUCCCCGCGACCCUCGUCCCCCGCCAGCGCCGCCGCAGGUUUCCCGAGCGCGAACUGCUCGCCCGCAUCCGCCACUAUGAGGCACUGCUCCAGGAACAUCACAUCCCUUUCGAACCGCUGCAUCCUCCGGCCCCGGGCAACCCCGAGAGCAGCAACCAGUCCCAGUCCGGUCACUCUCCCAACACCCGGUCGGAACCGCCCUCUUCAUCCGAACACAGCAGGGCCACCAGGCCAAGAUUAUCAACGAACAUUUGGCGCGCUCUAAGCCAAAAGAAGUUCAAUUCCGAAGAUGAGGCCGGCGACGAGGGUGAAGAAGACGAACCAGGUGGCAAAUUCUUUCACUACGACGAUGACCAGCGGGACGCGGUGAUGAAGCACACUUGGGACCGCUACCACGGUGCCUCUGACACCAGUCACCAUCUUCUCUUUGGCACCCCCGGCAGCAGCGUCGACCUGACCACCUUACACCCGACCCAGGCCAAGAUAUUCCGCCUCUGGCAGAUCUACCUCGACAAUGUCAACCCCUUGCUCAAGGUCACCCACACGCCCACCAUGCAAACCCGCAUCAUCGACGCCGUCAACGACCUGGCUAAGAUGGCUCCGCCGCUGGAGGCCCUUCUCUUCAGCAUAUACUGCGUCGCUCUCUUGAGCGUUACCGAGGGUCAAUGCCAGACCCUGUUUGGAUCGCCGAGGAAGGAGCUCCUGGCAGGCUAUCAGUUUGCCUGCCGGCAAGCGCUGAUCAACGCGAACUUGCAAUCUGGCGACUAUGACUCCCUGACCGCCUUGUUUCUUUAUCUGGUCUCCGUCAAGCCCGUCACCGACCCCCGGGCUCUAUCCACUAGUCUGUUGGCCCCAGCGAUCCGCAUCGCGCAGCACCAGGGCUUCCACACUGAGUUCAGCAACGUCCGGCGCCCUACCCUCGAGGCCGAGAUGCGCCGGAGGCUGUGGUGGGCAUUGGUCGUCUUUGAUGCCCGAAUCUGCGAGACCUUCACCUCGAGAACCACAACUCUCAACCCAACCUGGGACUGUGGCACGCCCUCCAACCUGAACGACUUUGACCUCCGGCCAGACAUGAAGACGGCUCCUUUCGUCCACGAAAGGCCCACCGAGGCCCUGUUUGUGUCUGUCCGCAGCUCCGUGAGCGACCUCGUCCGCCAUUCAGCUUUCCACCUCGACUUUACAUGUUUCGAUCCGUUGUUGACGACUCUGUCCCGAGCCAAGAAGCCCGUGACGAUACCGCUCGGUGCAUCCGACGAAACUCGUCAGCUGCCGGAACUCCAAAAAAAGGCUGAUCGGCAAAACCUGCUCGACCUGCAGAGACACAUCGAGGAACACGUCUUUGCCCACUGCGACCCGGAAAACCCGCUCCACUUCAUGACCAUGUGGACGGUCCGCGGCUACUUCGCAAAGAACUGGCUGAUGGAGCACUGCUCGUGGCAAUCCGACGAUGCUCCGACUCCCGAGUCCCAUCAACCCUCCUCAAUAUCAACAAAAGCAACAACAACGAAACCAACCGAAGCACACCUUCAUCCCCAUCCAAACCCAGGUGUCUCCCACGCGCUGCGCAUGUUAGAAUGCGACACCAAACUCAUGUCCUCCCCGCUAACAAAGAGCUUCCAUUGGUACAUCCAAUCGCACUUCCCUUUUCUAGCGUAUGCCUACCUCGUGCACUACCUCAAGAAGCGGCCUGGCGAGGCGGCGCAGGCGGACUCAGCCUUGUGGGAGGCCAUGCACGCGAAUUAUGAAGCGCGCAAGAUGGACUUUGCCGAGACGCACAAGCCGCUGUUUGUCUUGUUUGCGAGGAUCGUGCUGCAGGCCUGGGACGGGGUGGUGAUGGUGCCGGGGGUGCGGCUAGAUGGGGAUGGGGAUGGGGAAGGGUUGCAGCGGGAGAUGUGUCCGAGGAUUGUGGCUAGGAUUAAGAGGAGAGUUGCGGAGAUGGAGGGUAGGGCGGCGGAGGAGCCGGUUGGUGGUGGUGCUGGAGAGGGGUUCGCGGUGGAUGAGGCUAUAGUGGCGUCUGGCGGAGCGGUAUCGUCUGGUUUGAGGGCGCCUAUUGGCGAUGCCACUGGGGCGCAACCGUCCUUUGUAAUACCGGGACUGGGCGGUGUCUGGGGGAUGUUGCCGGGUGACUCGGGGAUGGAGUUCAUGGAUCUCGACCAGUUCUACCCCACGACAGAUUGGGGGUUGAUGCAGGGACGUGGUUGGUGA
Parathielavia appendiculata is the source of this 2349-nucleotide messenger RNA. RefSeq lists its product as uncharacterized. The transcript is spliced from 4 exons. The coding region runs from base 1 to 2349 and encodes 782 amino acids. Gene Ontology annotation, molecular function: zinc ion binding; DNA-binding transcription factor activity, RNA polymerase II-specific; DNA binding. The record is from RefSeq and is a predicted model, not a curated record. Lineage: Eukaryota; Fungi; Ascomycota; Sordariomycetes; Sordariales; Chaetomiaceae. Gene Ontology annotation, biological process: DNA-templated transcription; regulation of DNA-templated transcription.